This is a messenger RNA of Anguilla rostrata (American eel), 9354 nucleotides long. It is a transcript of the gene magi3a, whose product is annotated as membrane associated guanylate kinase, WW and PDZ domain containing 3a. The coding region runs from base 2250 to 6647 and encodes 1465 amino acids. The record is from RefSeq and is a predicted model, not a curated record. Gene Ontology annotation, cellular component: cytoplasm; cell-cell junction. NCBI's taxonomy places the organism in Eukaryota, Metazoa, Chordata, Actinopteri, Anguilliformes, Anguillidae. The transcript has 21 exons. Gene Ontology annotation, biological process: signal transduction. Gene Ontology annotation, molecular function: protein binding.
GUAAUGUAAUGUAAUGUAAUACAGCUUCCACAUCAGUCGUUGGACUUCAAUUGCUGUAUAGCAACACUAGGGGGCAGCUUUAAAACAUGAGAUACUCCUGAUUCUCUCGUGUCACCUAGUCAACUGAAAAUGUUUACUCCAAAUUCUACAUGCAUGCGACUGCAUUCUGCUGAAUUUAAAUGCUAGGCAUAUAUUUACUACGGUUGUAAUUUAGCGCAAUCCUACAUGUAGCCUAGUUAUGGCCUAUAGUGAACAGGUUGGACUAGUGGUUUCAGCCUGUUUCACUCGGUUAGAUUAGGUACAUGGUUUCUAUAGACACACGUUGUAGCCUAACUAAGAACAACAAAUAGCUGGAAGAAUAAAUAAACGAGACAAUGUUAAGUUGUGAUAAAUUAUUAUAAGAGUAGAACGCAAUAUGUUUUGUGGAUUUCACAAUAUCAAUAUUGUAAAGAAAAAAAAUUAUGUUGCGGCGGGUUAUCACGAUAGAUGCGCUUUUAAAUCAAUAAUAAUACAUUUUGGUAACAGUCACACAUUGUUUAGCCUAAUUUUGAAUAACAACUAUCUUAAAAAAUAAUUAGCAGUAAACUGACGAGGGUAUUAGGGAAAGCAGCAUAAAAAACAGCAUUUUUGAAAACCAAUAGGAGGUAGAAAAUAGCCUAGUUGAAAGAAAAAAACGCUUUUUUUAAGAAAAAAAGCUAACAGGUGUUCUGUAUUUUCGGAAUGUGCAUACAGUCACGCAUAGUAGAUUUAUCUCCUUUACUGUUUAGCUACCCCAUAGUGCACCCUGCAAGUAACGAGUUAACGACGUUAAUCCCGAUUGUAUUACGGAGAAGCAAACUAGAAAGCGAACAACCUCCGCGGAAGACCCGCCCAGCCGGUUUCAGCAUUGGUUUUCAUUGAAUGUUUUCAACCUAAUAUCUUCUCCCGAUUGGCUCGAAACUACGACAGUCAAUCUCGCCCGGUUGUCCCUCGGAGUAAUGAACAAGGUGAAAAUAACUUAAAAAAAAGUUAUCGAAUAAUUUGUCAUCCUGCUACAGCGAAGGCUGCUGCGUAGCUGGGAAUUUAUACCGGCUGAUCCUUGGAAAUACGCAGUGCAUGGUGCGGUUAUCUUUGCGGAAGAAGUACACGCUGGGUUUGUGAAGGUUGUACAGUAGCCUAAGGAGCAGACGUCGGAAUAGACGGGAAUAUCGCGCACACACUCGCUCUGUUCUUCCCGGUGCCAGGUGUGUUGUUGUGCCCUUUUCCGAAGAACACAUCUGCUGUUGUCGCCAGACAGGUGUGUGGAGUACACGCCGCCGAAUCUACCUAUUAUAGCCUACUUGGAUAAGAAAUAGAGAAGCUAAACGUUAAUUUACUAAAUCCAUUAAGACAAUAAUCUAAUGCGAUCUUCCGUUACAACCGCUCACAGGUGCAAUCGGAUGCGUGGAGAAAUACGUCUGUAAUUUAAAACUGGUUUAGUCUAUCUGUCUUGAGAAUCGCCUGGUCAGUGCAUGGAAUCUCACGGCGGAUCAGGUGGAGACGUGUAGUAGGGUAGCUAGCGCUACUUGUUUUUUUAUGUAGCUAAACGAAAACCUGUGUAUUCAAGAUGGACUGAGCCGUUUUGAGCACACUAAACUGGACAACAACGACUGUUGUAGCUACACACCUGUUUGUGUGCCUGGAAUGUUUUGACAGGCUAUCAGCUGAUAGUAGGCUGUUACUGACACAAAUACUCAGCUCGUAGCCUGUGCGUUUUUUUCGGAGUUGUGCGUUGUGAGUAGAUAGCCUAAUUAUAUUUGGACUAUUAAGAAAGUACGUCGUCGAUCAUAGAAUACCGUCUAGCUAUCGAUAGUAGGCUUUAAGGCUGUAAAAUAGAUAGAUUCGCCUAUUUAAACAAUAGGCUCAAACUGGAAUUAAAACAGGAGAGAGGCUGUAAGUGUUAUCUCACUUGCUCCGGGCACUGUACACCACUGACGCAGGCAGCCUUGAAUCUACAAUCUAUGAAAGUCAAGUUGACAUAGUUUUUUAUGCAUGGCACAAGUAAACAAAAGAAGGUGUAUUUUAUAACGAAGAAUUGUUAAAGGAAUGGAACGCAGCACGCCUGGGGAGACUGCUGCAUUUAAAAAUCGACAUCACUGUACAAUCGUUCUCUGCCUAGCUGCGUUUUAGAAAAAAAAAAGAAAAAAAAAAACGUAGUCUAGAAUAGCCUACUACGCCUGGCAUUCGACCCAUCGGAGACUUUUUGCAAAAGCUUUGGACAGGGCGCAAUCAUGUCCAAAACACUGAAAAAGAAGAAACACUGGUCUGGCAAAGUGCAAGAGUGUGCUGUGUCGUGGGGGAACGCCGGAGAGUUCAGCUCCGUGGUCGAAGUGCGGGGGGGAGCUGAGCUCGGAGAAUUCCCGUACCUGGGCCAGGUGAUGUCGGACGCGAUGGUGUGUCAUGUCGGCAGGGUGCCCAGCUCCGGGGACGUGUUGCUGGAGGUAAACGGAACCCCAGUAAGCGGACUGACAAAUCGCGAUACCCUGGCUGUCAUCCGUCACUUUCGGGAACCCAUCCGCCUGAAAACCGUCAAACCAGGCAAGGUGCUGAACACGGAUCUGCGCCAUUACCUCAGCCUGCAGUUCCAGAAGGGCUCCCUGGACCACAAACUGCAGCAGAUCAUCCGGGACAACCUGUACCUGCGCACCAUUCCCUGUACCACGAGACAGCCCAGAGAUGGGGAGGUCCCAGGUGUGGACUACAACUUCAUCAGCGUUGGGGAGUUCCGUAUCCUGGAGGACAGCGGACUGCUGCUCGAGAGCGGGACCUACGAUGGUAACUACUACGGGACCCCCAAACCGCCCGCUGAGCCCAGCCCCGUGCAGCCCGACCUGGUGGACCAGGUCCUGUUCGACGAGGAGUUUGACACCGAGGUGCAGCGCAAACGCACCACCUCCGUCAGCAAGAUGGACAGGAAGGACAGCGCCGCGCCCGAGGAGGAGGACGACGAGGAGAGACCCCCGCUGGUCAACGGCCUCACAGAGCACAAGGACGGGGCGGAGUGGAGAAAGGCGGUGCCCAGCUACACCCAGUCCAGCAGCGCCAUGGACUUCCGCAUGUGGAACUCCCUGCCCCGCGACGACAGCCAGGAGCCCCUGCCCAAGAACUGGGAGAUGGCCUACACCGAGACGGGCAUGGUCUACUUCAUCGAUCACAACACUAAGACCACCACCUGGCUGGACCCCCGCCUGGCCAAGAAGGCCAAGCCCCCCGAGAAGUGUGAGGACGGAGAGCUCCCCUACGGCUGGGAGAAGAUAGAAGACCCGCAGUACGGCACCUACUACGUGGACCACAUAAAUCAGAAGACUCAGUUUGAGAACCCAGUUCUGGAGGCCAAAAAGAAGCUGAACCAGGAGACACCCGCCGCCAGCCAGCAGGGGGCAGCACCACCCCCAGAGGAGGCAGGGGUACGGGGCUUCACUCGGGACCCGUCCCGGCUGCAGGGGGCGAUGAUUCGCACGGCGCUGAGGAAGAGCACGCAGGGUUUCGGGUUCACCAUCAUCGGGGGCGACCGGCCCGAUGAGUUCCUGCAAGUGAAGAAUGUCCUGAGGGACGGCCCAGCUGCACAGGACAACAAGAUCGCCUCCGGCGACGUGAUCGUGGACAUCAACGGGACGUGCGUCCUGGGCAAGACGCACGCCGACGUGGUGCAGAUGUUCCAGUCCAUCCCGGUGAACCAGUACGUGGACAUGGUGCUGUGCCGGGGCUACGCGCUGCCCGAGGACCCCGGCGGCAGCGACGAGGCGGGGGGCGAGGCGGCCACGGCCGUGCCGCUCAUCAACGGGCAGCCGGCGAACGGCUCCGCCCCGGAGCUGCACUACGUCACCACCGACGCCGCCGGCCGGCCCGCGGUGGCCGCCCUGCCCAACGGGCGCUUCCCGGAGGGUGCGGACCCCGCCCUGCUGCAGCCCGAGCUGGUGAGCGUGCCCCUGGUGAAGGGGCCCGGCGGAUUCGGCUUCGCCAUCGCCGACUGCCCCCUGGGCCAGAAGGUGAAGAUGAUCCUGGACGCGCAGUGGUGCCGGGGCCUGCUGAAGGGCGACGUCAUCAAGGAGAUCAACCGGCAGAACGUGCAGACGCUCAGCCACGCCCAGGUGGUGGACAUCCUCAAGGACCUGCCCGUGGGCAGCGAGGUCAACGUGCUGGUGCUGAGAGGAGGUCAGACGUCUCCUGUGAAGUCUCUAAAACCUCGCGAGGCUCCCCUUUCGCUGAAGCAGGAGGCGGUGGCCCCCGGCGUGGAGCCCCCGACCGCGUCCGAAGUGCCCCCGCAGCCCCUGCAGCCCCUGCCCUUCGCCCCCAGCACCGCGCGCUCCAACUCCCCCAAGCCGGACCCCACCGAGCUCUACAUGAAGUCCAAGGCCCUGAUGGAGAGCAAGCCACCCAACACCAAGGAUCUGGACGUCUUCAUCAAAAGGAACCAAGAGUCCGGGUUUGGGUUCCGUGUGCUGGGAGGGGAAGGCCCAGAUCAGCCAGUGUACAUUGGCGCCAUCGUGCCCCUGGGCGCCGCGGAGAAGGACGGGCGCCUGCGGGCCGGGGACGAGCUCAUGUGCAUCGACGCCGUGCCGGUCAAGGGCAAGUCCCACAAGCAGGUGCUGGAGCUGAUGACCAACGCCGCCCGCAACGGUCAGGUCAUGCUGACCGUGCGACGGAAGGUGGUCUACACAGAGGGGGGUGCAGAAGAGGAUGGGCCGCAGCUCCAGGCCCCCCCCGCCGUGGUGAACGGCUCUCCCAAACUGCCCCGUGUGGAGGACCCCGUACCCGCCGAGCAGGAGUCCUACGACGUCACGCUGCAGCGCAAGGAGAACGAAGGCUUCGGCUUCGUCAUCCUCACCUCCAAGAACAAGCCUCCACCUGGAGUGAUACCUCAUAAGAUCGGACGCAUCAUCGAAGGAAGCCCCACCGACCGCUGCGGCCGGCUCAAGGUGGGCGACCGCAUUUCGGCGGUCAACGGUCAGUCCAUUGUGGAGCUGGCGCACAACGACAUCGUGCAGCUGAUCAAGGACGCGGGGAACGCCGUGACCCUCACCGUGGUGCCGGAGGACGAUCACAGCGGGCCUCCGUCUGGAACCAGCUCCGCCAAGCAGAGCCCCGCGACGCAGCACCGAGCCGUGGGCCAGCAACCGGCCAACCGCGAAGACCGUCCCAGCCAGGAUGCAGAUGACAAGGAGGGGGUCCCCUGGGCGGAACACAAGAGCCUUCCACAGAGCGAGCCUGGAACUCUGAGCACCACGGGCCCCAAACAGGGCUGCUUCCACGUGGAGCUGGAGCGGGGGCAGCGGGGCUUUGGCUUCAGCCUGCGGGGGGGCAAGGAGUACAACAUGGGCCUGUUCAUCCUGCGACUGGCCGAGGAUGGCCCCGCCCUCAAGGACGGGAGGGUACACGUUGGGGACCAGAUAGUGGAGAUCAAUGGGGAGCCCACCCAGGGCAUCACCCACACUCGGGCCAUCGAGCUCAUCCAAGCCGGGGGUAACAAAGUCCUGCUGCUGCUGAGACCUGGCCUGGGCCUGGUUCCUGACCACAGUAAAAUGGUUUCACCCACAAGCUUCCCAAGAGUUUCAGCGUCAGAUGAGCAGUCAUCCCCUGCUGCCCCCUCCUCCAUGUCCAUCUCCACCUCCACCUCUGAGCCCUCCCCAGCACCCGCCCCCGUCAAGGCGCAAGAGGAGACCCCCGGCUGGGACGCGAGCGCCCCUCCCCCUAGAGCUCCCGAACCCCGAGCCGGCGACAGCGAGCGAGCGGGCCCCGAGCCGGUCCGCGAGCAGGCCGGCAAGGCCCGAGGGCAGCAGCCCCCCCAGCAGCACCACCACAAGCAGCCCCCCAGCCCCGAAACCCUGGAAACCCGGAAGUCCGUCCCCAAGAAAAGAGACUCCAGCGUGGAAGACAGGGCUGGCAGCCCGCGCAAAACCACCGGGGGCCAGGGGGGCGGCGCCAGGGAGCGGUCCCGGAGCCCGCGGAAGACCGAGAGGAACCCGCCCGCCCCCACCGAUAACACCAAGAGCGCUUCAGCCGGCCCGCGGGAGGCGGAGCCCGGCAAGGAGAGGAAGGCCCGCGCGCACAGAGACAGCCGCGCCUCCAGCCCCAGGAAGUCAGCCGCAAAAGAGCAGGACGCUGUCGCCAGGCAACCGUCCAAGAGACAGGAGGAGCAGCAGCCCAGGAGGGCGGGGGGGCAGCAGCCCGGCGCCGCCGGUGCCGAGGGCAAAGAGAAGAGACGCAAGGACGAGGACGCCAAGCGCCGGCCCGAGAGGGAGGCGGCCGGAGGCAGUAGGGAGGCGGCCAGGGCGACCAAUGAGCCACGUAGGAAAGAGAAGGAGGCGGGGCGGGAGGCCGGGGCCCAGCGAUCCCACUCCCAGGCACACAGAGAGAAGGGCGGGGCGGAGGACGCGGGCACCCGGAAGGAGCAGAGAGAGAAGGAGAAAGAGAGGGAACAAGACCGGGCGAGCAAGGAGUCCAGGAAGAAAGGAACAGCCACAGAGGAGAACAAAAAGGACCCCAAGGGCUCCACCAGCUCCAUCCAGGAGCCCCCCUGCAAUGGGAACCCCACCAGCAAGAAGGCACUCAUAACCCCUGGCCCAUGGAAGGUCCCCAGCACAGCAAAAAUCAUGUCCCGGUCAGAGGUGACCCGAGAGGCAAACUGAUGACUUAUGGGCAAUGUAGUCAUCAGAGAAGAUACAGGCCAUAUACAGCUCGUUGGCCUCCAUUUUUAAGCUAGUCGCAGCACACCAAGGGCAUAUUUGUGAUGCUGUGUACCAGUAUAAUACAUCCACAUUGGUUCAGAGUGCACAUUAGUUUCACCUCUGCACCACAUACACCAUGAAGUCAGCUUUUUCCUUGUUUCUUUGCCUUACGUUUUAUUUUUAUGGUCUUUUGGUAAUUUCUUUUUUUUUUUUUUUGAAGGAAGAACAGUGAGGACAUUCUCAUUUUUUACCUGUGAGCUCUGCCUAGCCAACAGUGAUGUCUGUCAGUCCUAUUACGUGCCAACCGGGGGCUCAUGGGAAGAACUGUGUCCAUGUCUCACCUUUUCUGUCAGGCUUCCAUGUACAGUGAAGAAAAUUGGCUUCUAUCGCUCACAGGCAUAUGAAGGAUGAUAUUCUGUGCUUCUAAGAUCCACAGACUUGUGUACAGACAUUCAGCUGCAUUUCCCCCUUCCGCCUCCAGGGGGCUUCAUUUACUGCAUGCGUUUACUAUGUUCUAUCCGAGGUUUUCGAUUGUGUACCUUUUUGGCAACAAGGAGGUCCCUCCUCACUGUUUUCUGUCUGUAUCUAGAAAUCCAGUCGAGAGACGUUGAUUGAAUAUGUACACGUCGUGUGUAGACUCCAGAUUGCUAUGUAAUCAUCAGCUUUGCGGUGGAUUUUAGACUUUUUGAACCAUAGACUUGAUAUGUAUCUUAUUAAAAAAAGACCAGAUACUUGUGGUUAAGUAUAUUGUUUACUACAUGUAUGUUUAUGAUGAAGCAUAUCUAAAUUAUUGAGAUAUAUAUGAAAAAAGAGUAUAUAAAUAUAUGUAUCCAUUCUGAGCCAUUCCACAUUUUGCUGUCGUGCUCCAGGUUUAAUUCAGAGUGCUAAGGGCCUGCACCAUCCUUCUGGUCGUUAUUGUUGUUAGCAGCUUUUCUUAGGUUGUCUGUUAAAAGUGUGUAUACAGCAAGCAGGCAGGUAUGUGUUAUAUACAAUGCAAUAGCUUGAACUGUCUUUUUAUUAUAUGUGUGUAUCAUUUGGCUAUGCAUAUCCCGAACUACUCUUGGGGAAAUUCAAAUUUGGUCUUCUUUCACAUGAAUGCUUGGCUGUGUGAUGCCCUAAGAUACUUUUCAAGUAAGCUGAUUCAAAGGCCUACUGCUUUGUAUUUCAUUCACAGUAAAUUGUCAGCAUUAAUGUACAUUAUCUCUCAAUAUCAGCAUUUAUGCAUCAUUCAUUUGAUGUUCCAGGAGCUCAGCUUUCAGUGUUUUUGAAAAAUACCGUAGAAAUGUUUCAAACUUUGAAGAUUUUAUUACAGUACAUUUUUAACAAGACAGCUGCCACAUGUUAGAGAUGACUGAAAGCAAAUAUCAUAUGAAGUCUUUGGGGGUCACAGUGUAUGUGUGUGUGUGUGUCUGUCUGUGUUCCUGUAGGUGUUCCUGUAUGUGUGUGUGUGUGUGUGUGUGUGUCUGUCUGUGUUCCUGUAGGUGUUCCUGUAUGUGUGUGUGUGUGUGUGUGUGUGUGUGUUCUUGUGCAUGUGCCUGUACAUGUUUGUGUGUGUGUGCGCGUGUGUGUGUGUGCGCGUGUGCGCGUGCGAGAUAGAGAGCGACAUUGUGUUCUCAUGAGGAAGGUGCACUAUGAAGUAUCAUCUUUAGGUUAAGUGGUAGAUUAUUAUUGCUGAAUGGGAUACAUAGAGUACAAGACAGUUUAAUGAGAGUGCAUGGCUUCAUGUUGAAGGCAUCGUGCUUAUCUUUGAAGGUUGAGCUCAGGGGAACACUCACAUGAUCAUAUCUACAUAUGAUUUAUAUACAUGCAAUCGUGAAAUACUUCACAGUAUGCCUGUUGUAUUACCUACUGUACAAAGUGAACAACGAUUAAAACAGACAGGCCACUGCGUUAAUGUCACUGAGAUAUGGUUUGACUCUUGUGCUUAACCAGGUGGAUGAUUUCUCAAAACUAACUGCAGUUUAAAGUUUCCAAAGAAAAUGUUACUUUUCGAGAAAGAAAAAAAACACUUUUAUACUCAAGCAGAGGGUCAGAAGGUCAUUUACUCUAGGCAGCAUUGAGGAAUAUCCAUUUGAAACAAACUCCAGAACAAAGCCCAGCAUCUCAGCUUUGGGUGGUAGAGAAAUGGUUUCAGUGACAAGAUAUUGUCUCUUCCAUUCUGUUCCCAGGUAACAUUUAACUUUCUCACAAUGUUGCUCUAACUUCUUUUCCUCUCAAUAUGGCUACCAUAUUACGCAAAACGGAUAUGUGCGUGUGUUAGAUGGGCUCCAGUACUUUGUUGAGCCCGCUCACUGAAUUAAGUUCUGGAACUGUAUGGACUAAGUCUAUUCUUUCUUGUGGAUAUUCUGUGGUGCUGCUAACCAUAGCUUGUGGGAUUGAGUGCUCUUUUGGACUGUUCCAACACAUAUUCAUGUCAUCUGCACUGAUGGUGUUUUCCCCAAGUCUCUCAUAGUCCAUACCAGUGUCUGUUUAUAAUAAUGUGGCCUUGCAUCGCUUUAACAGAAAAGGCCUUUUUGGUCUCUACAUUAUGUGGUAGUUGUAAAUGUUUAUAAAUUGUACAGCACCUUUAUAAAUACUUGCAGAGUCCUCAUUCAAAUAAAAUCUGUAAAUCGCUCCAUUAUUUUUUUAAGUAAUUGAAAAGAAAAUGAUUAAAAGUGGAAAAAGGAAA